AGAGAGAGAGAGAGAGAGAGAGAGAUGAAACAAGGGCAGAGAAGUAAACAGGAACAGAAACUGAAGACUGUCAAGAUAUCAGGCUGAGUGGGACAAGAACCAAACACACAUCAGACGACAAAACAGAGAAAGAAGGUUCAUCUGAGUGGACUGGAACGGACUGGGCCUCACACUUCACAACAUGUGGAUAUCUUCAGCAGUCUUGCUAACUGGAUUAGCUUGGACAGUUAGCAACAUGGCUAAAGGACGAGGGGCCUAGAGGAGAAAGGGGGAAAGGAAAAAAACACAGCUGAAUUCCAAACAGCACCAACAUCUAGGCUGAAGUGAAGCAGAUCGCAUUCAUCAUAACUGAGCAGUUUUAAAAAGAAUCUUCAUUUGAACACAAAAAGCUCCUGAUAGGACACUUUAAGGAAGGAGCAGAGUGUGAAGUCACACUCUGUGGUUCAUACCAUCAUACCAGACCUCAGAUCUGAUAACUGCUGGUUUUGUGGCUGAAAAUCUGCUUCUAUUUUUAAACAUUUAUACCUAGAACCAUUUAAAGACUUGACAGACAGUUUUGCUUCAAUAUAACUGCCGUGGCGUCACAACAUUUGUGUUUACUGUGCCAUAAAACCCCUCUUAAGGGUUUUGUUAAGUUUACGACAGCCACCCAGUCUGACUUUUAGAGGCAUCACAGCUCAGGAUUCCACUGCCAUGGAUGGAAAAACAGAAUACAUUCAGGAUUUCUUCAUCCAGCUCUGGAGCUUUGCCAAAGAGAAGCACAACCAGGGGGUCUACAACACCAUCUGCCUGGCGGUGCUCCUCACUCUUCCCCUGCUGGUCCUCCUCACCACUUUGGUGAUGUGUUGUCACUGCUGCUGCUGUCGUCAUGCCAACAGCUGCCGUUGUUGCUGCACGGACACCGCGGCAACAUCGAGGUCAGAAACCAAGAAGAAAAAAAAUUCAGCAAACACUGAGGAUUUGUGGAUUUCUGUCAAGACAGGGCCAAUGUCACCAGACCCGGUCGCCAUGGGCAUGUUGUAAAAAAUAAAUUGGUUAUCUGCUCAUCCUGGGACCGGUGACCCUGAUAGAUACUAUGGAGCUGAGAAAAACCUUAAAGGAACCAAAACUGUAGGGAGACACGCCGACGGGACUGUGUUUUUGUCAUUUUAUAUUCAUGUGAUGUACAUGUUGAGGUUUUACGACAACUUUUGCAACAUUUUACAUGAGUUUUCUAGUAGGUAGUACCUAAAAGAAAAAAAAAAGUCUAACAGAAGUACUCAUGUGAUUGUGUGAGUCGGUUAGAGAGAAUGAGACAGAAGUGCAGUGUUAUAUUGAGAGCACUUUGUUCUUGGAGCUCCCAUGUGAAAUUCAUUGCUCCUGUAUUUGGGAGCGAGAGCCAAUUUAAGGGCUGCCCGGUGCUCAGACGGCUAUGCUGCCUGCAUUUAGACUGCAAUCUAAUGUGCUGAUUGACUCUUAUUUUCACCUAAAGUAAAAGCUUUUUUCUUUCAAAAA
Thalassophryne amazonica is the source of this 1494-nucleotide messenger RNA. RefSeq lists its product as uncharacterized. Lineage: Eukaryota; Metazoa; Chordata; Actinopteri; Batrachoidiformes; Batrachoididae. The record is from RefSeq and is a predicted model, not a curated record. The transcript is spliced from 2 exons. The coding region runs from base 694 to 1023 and encodes 109 amino acids.